Messenger RNA from Drosophila takahashii, 475 nucleotides. It is a transcript of the gene Kaz1-ORFB, whose product is annotated as Kaz1-ORFB. The record is from RefSeq and is a predicted model, not a curated record. Gene Ontology annotation, molecular function: serine-type endopeptidase inhibitor activity; protein binding. NCBI's taxonomy places the organism in Eukaryota, Metazoa, Arthropoda, Insecta, Diptera, Drosophilidae.
UUCUCCAGGCAUUGUGCUACUAUUGAUCGGGAUGACGCACUGUUAUCCCCAAUUUGACAACGGCAAUCAAUUUGGUGGGUUUGGUGGGCAAAACAACCCCUGGUUGCGUCCUCCACAACCAGUUCCGUCUACGAUAUCUCCAGAUCUCGGAGGAGGCAGCACCACCACCGCUCGACCAACUACUCAAUCACCUCGCUUCUAUGCCUGUCUUCAAUCUUGUGCGGCGACCAGCGAGUACAAUCCCAUUUGUGGCAGUGAUAACGUGAGCUACUACAACGAAAACAAAUUCAACUGCGCCUUGAGCUGCGGCAACAAUAUCCAGCAGUUGCAUAGGGGAAUUUGUUAGACACACAUAUUCCACAUUGGGGAUCAUCUGAAGCAUCUAGCAGCUUAUUUACAUACAUAUUACAUUUCUCAAUCCAACGUCUAAUCGAUGACAUCAGCGAAUAAAUAUACAUACAGUCCCAUACAUAAA